UCCUUCCUGCUGCCUUACCAAUUGUAUUUUUGUCUCCUUACCGGCCAGGACUUUUAUGGAUGCAAGUCAAAAACUCUUAGGCUCCCAGAAAACAUCUGUGGAUCCCUGGACCUUGGAUUUUCUUUCAGUUUGAACCAAGAAAUCAAAUAUUGACCCCCAAUUUCUGGGAGUUAUCACUGGAGCAGUGUGGACCUUUUUUCCCCCCCUGUUCAGCUGCCCGUGGGAAAAUAAUUUUUAACCUUUAAUAUGGAAUGAUGGCCUACGUUUUGGCGGGCACUUCUGGAAUGGGAGCUCACUGUGGACAAGUCUUGGUAACGUUCUUGUGGUGACAGAUGAGACAUGAGAUCUUCAGCCUCCCGGCUCUCCAGCUUUUCCUCUAGGGAUUCAUUAUGGAACCGGAUCAUGCCGGACCAGAUCACUGUGUCGGAGUUUAUUGCUGAGACCACAGAGGAUUACAAUUCCCCAACCACAUCCAGCUUUACUACCCGGCUACAAAACUGCAGGAAUACUGUCACGCUGCUGGAAGAGGCGUUAGAUCAGGACCGAACUGCACUACAAAAAGUUAAAAAAUCUGUAAAAUCUAUAUAUAAUUCUGGGCAAGAACAUGUCCAAAAUGAAGAGAACUAUGCACAAGUACUAGAUAAAUUUGGGAGUAAUUUUUUGAGUAGAGAUAAUCCAGAUCUUGGCACUGCUUUUGUAAAGUUUUCUACAUUGACUAAGGAAUUAUCAACACUCCUGAAAAAUCUGCUCCAAGGCUUGAGCCACAAUGUCAUCUUCACAUUGGAUUCCCUCUUAAAAGGAGAUUUGAAAGGUGUCAAAGGGGAUCUUAAAAAGCCUUUUGACAAAGCCUGGAAGGAUUAUGAGACCAAAUUCACAAAAAUCGAAAAGGAAAAAAGAGAACAUGCAAAACAGCAUGGGAUGAUACGAACUGAGAUAACUGGAGCUGAGAUAGCAGAAGAAAUGGAGAAAGAAAGAAGGCUAUUUCAGCUCCAGAUGUGUGAAUAUCUCAUUAAGGUUAAUGAAAUCAAGACAAAAAAAGGUGUGGACCUUCUACAGAAUCUUAUUAAGUAUUAUCACGCACAAUGCAAUUUCUUCCAAGAUGGCUUGAAGACGGCUGAUAAACUAAAACAAUAUAUUGAAAAACUGGCUGCUGAUUUAUAUAAUAUAAAGCAGACACAAGAUGAAGAGAAGAAACAACUAACUGCACUCAGAGACUUGAUAAAAUCUUCAUUACAGCUCGACCAGAAGGAGUCUAGGAGAGAUUCACAGAGCAGGCAAGGAGGAUAUAGUAUGCACCAGCUUCAGGGAAAUAAGGAAUAUGGCAGUGAGAAGAAGGGUUAUCUUUUAAAGAAGAGUGAUGGCCUACGGAAAGUUUGGCAAAGAAGAAAAUGCACUGUCAAAAAUGGUAUUCUGACCAUAUCACAUGCAACCUCAAACAGGCAACCUGCUAAAUUGAAUUUGCUAACCUGCCAGGUGAAACCAAAUGCAGAGGACAAGAAAUCAUUUGACCUGAUAUCACAUAACAGAACAUACCAUUUUCAAGCAGAGGACGAGCAAGAUUAUGUUGCAUGGAUAUCAGUAUUGACCAACAGCAAAGAAGAAGCUUUAAAUAUGGCAUUCCGUGGAGAACAGAGCGCAGGGGAAAAUAGUUUAGAGGAUCUUACAAAAGCCAUUAUUGAUGACAUACAGAGAUUUCCUGGAAAUGAUGUCUGCUGUGAUUGUGGAUCGCCAGAUCCAACAUGGCUUUCAACGAACCUGGGUAUUUUAACCUGUAUAGAGUGCUCUGGAAUACAUAGAGAAAUGGGUGUUCAUAUUUCUCGAAUCCAAUCUAUAGAGCUAGACAAAUUAGGGACAUCCGAACUCUUGCUGGCCAAGAACAUUGGAAACAAUAGUUUUAAUGAAAUUAUGGAGGGGAAUUUACCAAGUCCUUCUCCAAAACCUACUCCAUCAAGUGAUAUGACUGCGCGUAAAGAAUUUAUUACUGCUAAGUAUGUGGAUCAUAAGUUCUCCAGAAAGACCUGUGCAUCUGCAGCAGCUAAACUGAAUAAACUACUUGAGGCUGUUAAAUCCAGGGAUUUACUUGCACUAAUCCAAGUCUAUGCAGAAGGGGUCGAACUAAUGGAGCCACUGCUGGAGACUGGACAGGAGCCGGGUGAAACAGCCCUUCAUUUAGCAGUCCGGACUGCUGACCAGACCUCACUCCACCUGGUUGACUUCCUGGUACAAAACUGUGGAAACCUGGAUAAACAGACAGCAUUGGGAAAUACGGUUCUGCACUAUUGCAGUAUAUAUAAUAAGCCUGAAUGUUUGAAAUUGCUUUUGAAGGGGAAGCCAACUAUAGAUAUAGUAAACCAAACUGGAGAGACUGCUCUGGACACAGCAAAGAGAUUGAAAUCUAUCCAGUGUGAAGACUUGCUAUCUCAGGCCAAAGCAGGAAAGCUAAAUCCACAUGUACACGUAGAGUAUGAGUGGAAUCUUCGGCAGGAAGAAAUGGAUGAAAGCGAUGAUGACUUGGAUGACAAGCCUAGUCCGAUAAAGAAGGAGCGUUCCCCAAGACCCCAGAGCUUUUGUCACUCUUCCAGUACUUCUCCCCAAGACAAAAUGGCUCUUCCUGGUCUUAGCACUCCAAGGGACAAACAGCGACUCUCCUAUGGAGCCUUCCCCAAUCAGAUUUUUGUCUCCGCGAGCAUGGACUCCACAACUUCUCCAACAGCAGUAGAUGGCCCUCCACUCCCUCCUAGAAAUGCUGGUAAAGGUCCGCCUGGCCCUCCUUCAACCCUUCCUUUAAGCACUCAAACCACUAGUGGCAGCUCCACUCUGUCUAAGAAGAGGCCCCCUCCCCCACCCCCUGGACACAAAAGAACCCUCUCUGACCCACCAAGUCCACUACCUCAUGGACCCCAGAAUAAGGGCCAAGUUCCUUGGGGUAAUGAUUUGGGUCCUCCAGCCACAAAGACUGCAAACAAGUUUGAGGGGAUGUCUCAACAAUCAGGCACUGGGACUGCUAAGACUGCACUGGGUCCAAGAGUUCUUCCAAAACUACCUCAAAAAGUGGCACUAAGAAAAAUAGAGACGAUUCACCUUCCUUCAAUAGACAAGCCCAGUCAACAAUCGGAAACCUUUCAGAAGUCCAUUUCACUUUGUAUUGAUCUGCCACAGAAACCACAACCUGGAGAUUUGCCCCCAAAGCCUCAACCUAUGGAACUACCCCAGAAACCUCAGAUUGGAGAUUUGCCCCCCAAGCCAGGAGAAUUACCCCCGAAACCCCAGUUAGGAGAUCUGCCACCAAAACCACAGCUCUCGGACUUGCCUCCGAAGCCGCAAAUGAAAGACCUUCCUCCCAAGCCUCAGCUAGGAGAUGCUUUGGCUAAAACUCCUGUUGGAGAAAUGUCACCGAAGCCUCAGCCCUCGGAGGCACAUCAAAAGUCUCAUUCUGUGGAUCUCUCUCCAAGGGUACAAUCUAAAGAGACCGUCCAAAAGCAAGCAUCUGAAGACUCCAAUGAUGUAACCCAUGCACUGCCAGAGACCCCAGUGCCACUUCCUAGAAAAAUUAACAUGGGAAAGAACAAAGUUAGGCGAGUGAAGACAAUCUAUGAUUGCCAGGCAGAUAAUGAUGAUGAGCUUACAUUUGUUGAAGGAGAAGUUAUCAUUGUGACAGGUGAAGAGGACCAAGAGUGGUGGAUUGGCCACAUUGAAGGAAAGCCAGAGAGAAAAGGGGUCUUCCCAGUAUCCUUCGUCCAUAUUUUGUCAGACUAAGUCGAAUCGGAAACUUGAGCAUUGCACAUCCUUCCUGCAAGACGGGCUUUUAGCACGAAGCAAACAGCUGCUCCCUCCCUGUAAUUCUGUGCACAACUGUGGAUAUAUAUGUAUAUAUAACUGCUGUUACGGAACAAGAACUCAUUUACGGCUCACCCAGCGAGGUGACUUAUACUUGUAUUGUAAAUAACGGUGUUACUCUGCCUUUGCCAGUAUUACGGUAGCCUUGGGACCUGGCAUGCCUUAUUGGGUUUGCUCAAGCCAUCCUUGGCAUCAAGCACUUACAUCUCUUUGUCUGUGUGUAUGAACUACCAGCUCCCUAAAUGUGGUUGGUCUCAUCCGGUCCUGUUUAACUACAGAAAUUACCAUCUCUAAUAAAUCAGUAUUCCUAAAAUAGAUAACUAGCAGAGAGUUAGAUUCAGUUUUCGAAAUGAACUGCUUUGGCUCAUUUACAGCCGUUUACAGCUACCAAUGUACACACUUUACAGCUUGCGAAAUCUACUUCCUUGGUAUUGUCAAAGAAAAUGUUCAAUGUACACA
Lacerta agilis (Sand lizard) is the source of this 4296-nucleotide messenger RNA. RefSeq names its product ArfGAP with SH3 domain, ankyrin repeat and PH domain 1 (gene ASAP1). Gene Ontology annotation, cellular component: cytoplasm. NCBI's taxonomy places the organism in Eukaryota, Metazoa, Chordata, Lepidosauria, Squamata, Lacertidae. The record is from RefSeq and is a predicted model, not a curated record. Gene Ontology annotation, biological process: positive regulation of GTPase activity. The transcript has 31 exons. The coding region runs from base 340 to 3756 and encodes 1138 amino acids. Gene Ontology annotation, molecular function: protein binding; GTPase activator activity.